Fibroporia radiculosa is the source of this 852-nucleotide messenger RNA. RefSeq lists its product as uncharacterized. The transcript has 7 exons. Gene Ontology annotation, molecular function: FMN binding. NCBI's taxonomy places the organism in Eukaryota, Fungi, Basidiomycota, Agaricomycetes, Polyporales, Fibroporiaceae. The coding region runs from base 1 to 852 and encodes 283 amino acids. The record is from RefSeq and is a predicted model, not a curated record.
AUGUCUUCCGAACAACUUGCUCCGUUCGUGCACUCCGCUCAGGCCAAGUUCAUCGAAGCCCCGAAUCCAGAGUGGACGCUCGGCCAACGCGUUGAUGCAACACCAGAGGGGAGGGAGUGGUUAGAGGGUGAGAAGGCUGGGUGGAAGGUCGUCGACGCGUCCCGCGAGGAUCCAAACAAACUUUAUGCUCUCAUGAUCACUGGCAUCGUCCCUCGCCCUAUCGCAUUCGUCUCCAGCAUUUCGCCCAAUGGCGUAGAGAAUCUUGCGCCGUUUAGCUGGUUCAACAUGUUGACUGGAAACCCACCACUUGUAUCCAUUUCCCUCCUCAACCUGCCCGGUGGCUUGAAAGACACCGCAGACAACAUCAAGGCAACGAAGGGCUUUACCGUGAACAUCAUCAGCGAGCCAUUCAUCCACAAUGCAAACGCAUGUGCGGUCGAUACGCCCCCCGAGACAAGCGAGUGGCCUCUCAGCGGACUUACACCUGAACCCAGCCUUCACGUUGAGGCGCCCCGCGUGAAAGAAAGCGCAUUCAGCAUGGAAUGCGAACUCUACCAGAUCCACGACCUCGCGCAUCCCGACACUGGCGCGGUGACGACCACGCUUAUCCUCGGACUCGUCAAGUACAUCCACAUCCGCGCAGACAUGCUCAACGCUCGCGGCUACGUGGACCCUGUGAAGCUCCGCGCAGUGGGCAAGAUGGGUGACAUCACCUACGCCCGCCAGGGUGACAUGUUCCGCGUCCCGCGUCCUACUUGGGCGCGCGACUCUUCGCGCAUCGAGGAGCUGCACGCUUCCCUGAAAGAACAGAAGGAGAACCCGGAGAAAAGCAAGAGCGCGCUCCUGCCUUGA